This is a messenger RNA of Vicia villosa (hairy vetch), 935 nucleotides long. RefSeq names its product protein C2-DOMAIN ABA-RELATED 9-like. Bases 230 to 745 code for a protein of 171 amino acids. The record is from RefSeq and is a predicted model, not a curated record. The transcript has 3 exons. Lineage: Eukaryota; Viridiplantae; Streptophyta; Magnoliopsida; Fabales; Fabaceae.
CACAACAGGUUGGAUUACUAAUAUUGCUACAUGCCAAAACAAAACUGAGGUCGGCAUCACCACUUUGUUUCUUUUCUUGUUUUCUUUUAUGUACUAAUUAGAUUCCUUUAGUAGGGUUAUUCUAUUGUUUUUCAGUUUUCACUUUUCACACGUUUGUGAUUUCUAUUAAUACCCCAAACAAGUUCCUUAAACUUUCAUAAUCGGUUCUGCGUGGAAAGACAAUUCGUGGAUGAUGGAUAAUAUUCUUGGUCUUCUCAAACUUCGUAUCAAAAGAGGAAUCAAUCUUGCCAUUCGUGAUGCUAAUUCCAGUGAUCCUUAUGUUGUUGUCCACAUGGGUGAUCAGAAGCUGAAGACUCGAGUAGUGAAAAACAAUUGCAACCCUGAAUGGAACGAAGAGUUAACCCUUUCAAUAAGGGAUAUUAAAACUCCAAUACGUCUCACAGUUUUUGACAAAGACACAUUCUCCGUAGAUGACAAAAUGGGUGAUGCAGAUGUAGACUUGAAACCAUAUGCUCAAGCUAUACAAAUGAAGUUGGCUACUCUUCCAGAUGGUUGUGCAAUCAAGAGGGUUCAAGCAAAUAGGACUAAUUGUCUUGCUGAAGAGAGUAGUUGUAUUUGGAAAAGUGGAAAGAUAAUUCAAGAAAUGAUUCUAAGAUUGAGAAAUGUUGAGAGUGGGGAAUUGGUUGUUGAAAUUGAGUGGGUGGAUAUUCCUGGUAGCACAGGUCUAUUAGGGGGACAUAGUUAAGUUGUCCUCCUUUCAGUAACACUCAAGAAAGGCUUAUUGUAUUAGGUGAGUUUGAUACAUGAAUAAAACUAUGUCAUAAAUUCAUAAAGAAUUUAUAUCUUGUAUAAUGUAUCAAGAUUUUAUGUACACUAACUCGAGUUUUAUAUGACGAUAAAUGUUGUGUAAUAUAUAUUGCUACUAUUGUAAUUUC